Salvelinus namaycush (lake trout) is the source of this 999-nucleotide messenger RNA. RefSeq names its product keratin, type I cytoskeletal 13-like. Gene Ontology annotation, molecular function: structural molecule activity. The transcript has 7 exons. The coding region runs from base 1 to 999 and encodes 332 amino acids. NCBI's taxonomy places the organism in Eukaryota, Metazoa, Chordata, Actinopteri, Salmoniformes, Salmonidae. The record is from RefSeq and is a predicted model, not a curated record.
AUGUCACUCACCGUGGAAGUCGAAAAAAGGCGUCCUCUGGCAACGGGGGUCUCCAUGGAGAUGUUCAGCCCGGAACUGACACAGACCAGAAACAGCUUUGCCGCCCUGGAUCCAGAGGUUCCGGCGCCUUCGUCCGUGGUGGCUUCCCAAUCAAGAUUGGAUCCGGAGGUACCUGCGUCUUCGUCCACGGCUCUGUCUCCCUCUCCGGUGGCUUCUACCUCGGGUUCAGAUCCUCGGAGCUCCCAGCCUCACCAGACCAUGAGGCUGUCCAAUACCAAGACUGUGCUGGACAUCGACAAUGCCAAGCUUGCUGCUGAGGACUUCAAGAUGAAGUAUGCGAAAGAGCAGGCCAUGAGGAUGGCAGUGGAGGCAGACAUCAGUGGUCUGAGGAGGGUCCUGGGUGACAUGAACCUGGGCCGCUCUGACCUGGAGAUGCAUUACGAGGGUCUGAAGGACGAGCUCAUCAUGCUCAAGAGGAACCACCAGGAGAUUGCCCUGGUGAAGACCCACGUGGGCAGCCAGGUGAAUGUAUCAGUGGAUGCUGCCCCAUCCCAGGACCUGAACGCAGCGAUGACCGAGAUUAGGAAGCACUACGAGUCUGUGGUCAUCAAUAACCGCAAAGAGCUGGAAGCCUGCUACCAGAGCAAGGUGAGCAAAUCGUCCCUGGAGGGCACCCUGGCAGACACCCAGAAGCGCUACUCUGCUCAGCUGGCAGGGCUCCAGAGCAUGGUGACUAGCCUGGAGCUCCAGCUCUCCCAGCUCCACGCCAACAUCGCACACAACAAGCAGGAGUACGACAUGUUGCUGAACCUCAAGACCCGCCUGGAGCUGGAGAUUGCAGAGUACAGGAGGCUGCUGCACGGAGAGGACGACAGCUCCACCCAAGUGGUUACCAAGACGAUCACCGUGACCCAGACCAUUGUGGAUGGAAAGGUGAUGGUUCUGUGGUUCCUCUCCCUGUUCGGGGGUGCUCGGUUGUCGGCGUCACCGGCCUACUAG